This is a messenger RNA of Vigna angularis (adzuki bean), 1374 nucleotides long. RefSeq lists its product as uncharacterized. The record is from RefSeq and is a predicted model, not a curated record. The transcript has a single exon. Lineage: Eukaryota; Viridiplantae; Streptophyta; Magnoliopsida; Fabales; Fabaceae. Bases 1 to 1374 code for a protein of 457 amino acids.
AUGGAAGUCGAUAUAAGAUCUGGUGUUACACAACAUACUGAGUCCCUCAUGUUAAGAAAUAAAUCUCACCUGAAGAGUCACGGUGGAAACUUGACAAGUCUGAUAAAGUUGGGCAGAAGGCUAAAAACCAUAAAGAAACAAACCUUUAAGAAGAGAUAUGGUAACCUGUUGAGUCUAAUGGAGGUAGAAGUGUCGUCGCCUGCUAUCACAGCCUUCGCACAGUAUUAUGAUUCCCCGCUAAGAUGCUUCACCUUUCAAGAUUUUCAGCUAGCACCAACUAUAGAGGAGUUUGAGCACAUUCUGGGAAUGCCACUUGAGGAUACCAUGCCAUAUCAGCAUUUGGAACAUCAUGCCUCUAUCGCGACUAUUGCUGCCAUAAUGAAACUACAUCCCAAAGAACUUGAAGACAGGUUGGUAACAAGGAAUCAAGUACGUGGACUGACACAAGGAUUUUUGGAGCAACACUUGCAUUAUCUAGCAGAAGGAGAAGAUUGGGAGACUUUCAUGGAUGUGUUAGCUCUUACCGUGUAUGGCAUCGUGUUAUUUCCAAAAGUAGAGGGCUUUGUGGAUUAUACCGCAAUUGAUGUUUUCGUGGCAAAAAAGACGAGAUCUGAGAAUCCCGUAACAGCGGUCCUUGCGGAUGUUUAUGGGACCAUGAGUUUUUGCCACGAGAGAAAAGGGAAGAAAAUACUUUGUUGUCUAUCGGCGUUGUAUGUGUGGAUGACUGCGCGUCUAUGUAAGGGGUCGGGUGAUAUCAGGUGUCCGUCGAAAGAUCCUUCGCACCAAGGGCUCAAAGACAAAGGAGGGAAUGAGUGGGCCCAAUUCUUUGCCAGUUUGAAUGGAGGAAAAGUAAGAUGGCGUCUCCCUUGGCUUGAGACUAAGCCCUCUAUCCAUUAUUGUGGCCCAUUUUCCAAUGUACCCCUCAUAGGUACUCGAUAUUGCAUAAAUUAUAACCCUAUCUUGGUUCAAAGGCAAUUCGGACAUCCCAUGAAAGGGGCACCCUCGCCGGAAUACCUUACAACGUUGUUCAUCUAUUAUGAGGAUGGGCACUUCACUGAAAUAUUGAGGAAAGUCAGAAGUGCUUGGGAAAAUGUUAUGCGAGCAGAAAAGGAUUUAAGAUUGGGGGUGAUCGACGACAAAAUUAAUUAUCACACCUGGAUCUGGGAAAGGGUAAAGGAAGUCAAAUUGCCUUUCAAACCGAUCGUUCAGCUAGCUUACGAAGGGCCAUCCCGAGAACUAGAAAGCGAUGAGGUGAAGCAAUUGAAGAUAGAGAUGAAAAAACUGAGGGAGCAGAAUGAUAGGUUGGGAAAAGAAUUGCAGACUGCGCGCAACGAUUUGGUUGAUAUGAGGAAUGAUAAAGAAGAAAAAGCAUAG